Molecule: messenger RNA, 465 nt
Organism: Paramecium sonneborni
Lineage: Eukaryota; Ciliophora; Oligohymenophorea; Peniculida; Parameciidae
Source: the annotation of a GenBank genome assembly
AUGGCUUAUAUAAGUAACAAUUAAAUCUGUGUUGCUGAUAAAGAUUCUAUUUAUUUAAUAAAUUUAGAUUAAUAAAUAAAAAAAUAAAUAAUAAUUUGUUAUCCUCAAGAAAGUACACAUUUAGCUUAUCAUCUUAAAUAAAAUUUAUUAGUUUCUUGUGGAAAAGAUAAAAAGAUCUAUUAAUGGAAUAUUGAAGCAAAGAGAAAUAUUGGAAUAUUUGAAGGACAUUAAGGUAAAAUAAAUUCACUAAGUUUCUCUCCAGAUGGUUUAACACUUGCAUCUUCUAGUGAUGAUAAAUUAAUUAAAUUAUGGAAUAUAAAAGCUAAUGAAUAAUUAGAUUUAAAGCAAGGACAUUUAAAGGUAUAAAUUUAUUAGCAAUAUCAAAAGAUAAUUUAAUUUUAGCUUCUGGAAGUCAAGAGUUUAAUAUAAUAUUUUGGGAUUUAUUAGAUAUAAAAUAUCUAAUGA